Molecule: messenger RNA, 2043 nt
Organism: Oryza sativa Japonica Group (Japanese rice)
Lineage: Eukaryota; Viridiplantae; Streptophyta; Magnoliopsida; Poales; Poaceae
Source: RefSeq, a predicted model, not a curated record
AACCCACUACCGAUGAACCACAGCGCAGCUAGCCUUUGCUACAGGGUAACAUUACCAGCGUAUGCAUGCCCCGUGUAUCACGCCAUCUCGUUUCCAUCCGGCCAUCCAUCCGCACGUUUGGCUCUGAAAGAUUCUCUCCCCAUUCCCCAUUUCCGCACCCAUGCUACUCCCAAAUCCCCAAUCCCCAUCCCAAAAUCCUCGCCACCUCCGCCCCAAAAAUUCUCGCUGCAGCGGAGCAAGCAGCGAGCGCUACAGCCACCAUGUUGACAAGCCAGCCAGCCAGCGUUGUCGCCUUCUCACCUUACUUGCCGUCGACCCUGUGCCACUUCGUCAUCGUCGAGCCAGCGGUGCCGCUCCCUUCCCUUGGAGCCACUGUUCUGCGCCACCUCCCUGUGGAGCCGACCGCCACCGUUGUCUUCUCGUGGAGCCAAUGGUCAGCACUGCCACCAACCAUCUCGUCCACGGCCAUCUCCUCGCUUCUUGUGGCUGCUGCUUGUCGGCUUCUCCACACUUCUCCAAUUGGUAUUUUACUGCUCAGAUUAGCUUUGCUUUGGUCUCUAUACAGUGUUCCUAAUUGGCUUCAUGGCGAUACAAAUGAGAAGAAUAAAGUGUUGAUUCAAGCUGGAAGAUAAUUUACUAUUUCAUAAAUAAUCUUGAUGUUCAGUACAAAAGGCACACAAUUCAACUUGAUCGCAACCGCUUGCUGUAGUAGGAUGCGAUGAUUGCUUACAUUACGAAGCCUAUGUAUGGACUGUCAGGUUCAUGGUCUUCAGUGAGUGAUAUAUUUGUUGAACUGCAUGUGUAACACCUUGCUUUUGUAGGUUCCAUAGCUUUGCAUAUGCUUUUGUAGCAUUUAUGGGAUGAUGAGGGCCUUCAUUUGAGUGAAUACACAUAAGUUGAUGGCAUUUCUUCAUUUUGCAUAGUACAAACUCUGCAGUUAUGUGCAAAUGAGGCCAUAUGAACAAUUCAUCACCAUGAGGCUUCAAUUCAUAAUAACCAUCAAGGUAAUAAUUAAAUUUGUUCUAUCAUUUCUGCAUUUUCUUUCAGUAACCAAUGUUUAUCAGCAAGGGAGUAAACUACCACAAGUCUUCCAAGUUAUUCUCUCCGAAGAAAAGAACACAUUUAUCCGCGGUAACACCAUUUGUAAUUAUGAGCACAAAUUAUAUUCAAAUUAUUUUAGCAAUUGUUUAAUUUCUUUGGGAUAGCUUAGUUAUUAAUUUUGAAAAAGGAUGAAUGUCAUGUGUGUAUCCUCGCUGUUUAUCCAGUGAUUGGUCAUAAUGCAUAUGUUGACUUUACAGAAAGAUCCUUAACAUUGUUAUUGGCUCAUCAUUUAGAUUCCUGCAAUCUUAAUAGUUCCCUUUGUCAGGCUCUAGAGUAUAGUAUUAUUCUAAUUUACAUAUACUCAUUUAGUUGCAAGCUUAUAAUACGUGUUGUUUACCAACUAUUCUAUUGGAUUUGUAGAGCUACUUUUGAAAUAGAGGAUUUCUACAGCUACAUAUGAACAUUCUCCUAUACUCUUGCAGAUUGAUUUCAACCGUUUCUAGAAACAAAUUGCCGCAAUCGAACCAUUUUAGGUCAAUUUGGUUUCCUCAAAGUCAAAACAAAAAGGCACCUUAGUUAAACAGCGUGUUAGCCUAUGGGCUACUCCAUACCAUAACUAUACAUGUAAAUAUCACUUGCAAGAUAGUCAAGAUUAUGUUAAUAUUUUACAGUUAGUUGUCAAUCCAUCACAAUCGAGUGCACGCGAAAGUAACAGAAGUUCCAUUUCGGUGGUGGUCUUUGGUUAAGAAACUUUCAGCCUCAUCUAUGGAUGGUUUUUAGAAGACCAAUUUGUACGCAAAAUAGCUUUGUUUGGUUUAUCCGCUAGCCAAUUGAUAACAAAAUGGUUUGGGGUGGAUUGACCAGAGCCUUCAACACGGUUGUAUGUGGUUGUAAAUGGCGUAACGGGCAUAUGUGUGCUACAGAGCUUGUGGUUGCAAAUGAUGUAAUCGUUUACAAGUUUGGUAAAUUAACUAUGGCCAGAAACUUUGUGAUGGUAUUCAA